AUGCUGUAUGCGAAAUCUAUGAUGGCCAUCUCCAACUCCAGCUUGAAUUGUCUGUUUUUCUUGGACUUGACCUGGCCAAGUUGCUGGAUCUUGAUGCGCAGCAGUGAACAGACUGCGCUAAUACGACGGGCCCAUGCCGAGUCGCGCGACGUGGUGAUCGACCAUUUAAGUAUCAAUGCUAUGGUGGUUUGCCAGUCGUCCACAGAACCGCAGUCGGAGUCGGAAGUGUCUUCAAACACCUCUUUGCACAGGUUCUUGAGCGACAAUGAAUGCACAUUGUCGAGUUUCUGGAUAGCUCUGAUGGCUUUUCGACUGCCAAAAUUCGUAUAUGCUUCGUUGGUGGCCUCGUCGAUCAUUAGGGACUCGUUUCUGUACAAAAUCAGCUUGUACUGUUCGGAGAUUGGCGGGUACGACAGAUCAAUCAGCGCCUUGAGACUCGAUUUAAGCGAGGACCACGAGUUCGGGAUGAUAAAGGCGUCCGAGUUGUAG
Messenger RNA from Ogataea philodendri, 489 nucleotides. RefSeq lists its product as uncharacterized. The transcript has a single exon. The record is from RefSeq and is a predicted model, not a curated record. NCBI's taxonomy places the organism in Eukaryota, Fungi, Ascomycota, Pichiomycetes, Pichiales, Pichiaceae. The coding region runs from base 1 to 489 and encodes 162 amino acids.